Lolium perenne is the source of this 1179-nucleotide messenger RNA. RefSeq lists its product as uncharacterized. The record is from RefSeq and is a predicted model, not a curated record. Gene Ontology annotation, biological process: jasmonic acid biosynthetic process. NCBI's taxonomy places the organism in Eukaryota, Viridiplantae, Streptophyta, Magnoliopsida, Poales, Poaceae. Gene Ontology annotation, molecular function: carbohydrate binding; allene-oxide cyclase activity.
CGUUCAAGACCAUCAACUCCACAGCAUAAGCUUCCCCAUUUUUGUUGUAGCUAGCUAGCAAGCCAUGGCCACCGCACAAGCGAACCCUUCCUACUACCAGCGCUCCCGUGUUACCCAGCAGAUAGAGCAGACCGAGCAUACCUUCAAGCUGUACAUGUACCAGUACUUCCAGCCAGGAAACAACAACCAGAGGGUGCUGCUGGUUUCUGGAGCUCCCAAUGCUUUCGGUAACAUCACUGCGCUUGACUGGACCAUACAUGAUGCUCAAAGCCCCACGUCGAAGAUCGUCGCGCGCGCGCAGGGCAUGGCCCUUGGGUCCGAACUAUCGGCCAUUCGUUAUUUCAUCUGCACCAACAUUAACUUCACCGAUGAGAGGUUUAAGGGGUCCAGCCUUAAGAUACUCGGAAGCUUCAUAGAUAGCGACGACGACGAAUGGGCAAUCGUUGGUGGAAGCGGAGAGUUUUCGUACGCACAGGGUGCGGUGAAAUACAAAGUACUCCAGAGCAGCAACGGUACGAUUGUGAGGGAGCUUAAUAUCCGUGUGCUGUGCCAGAACAUGCCACCACCGUCUGCACAUAAGGAUGUGCCUGCCGUGGGCGGGGAUGGAGGGGAUGAGUUUGACGUCAAAGAGGCACCCCAGCGUCUAGAGAGUGUGACAAUCAAAAGCGGCGAAACAAUCGAUUCGAUUGCGUUCACCUACACCGAUAACGCUGGUAAGAAGCAAACAUCGGGUCCAUGGGGUGGUAAAGGCGGAGACGAGAAAACGAUCACGUUUGCUCCUGCAGAGACCCUGAUCAGGGUUGACGGAACAACCAAUUACUUUCAAGGAAAAGUGGCCGUGACCUCGCUUACCUUUGUCACCAACCUGACCACAUAUGAGACUCUGGGAAAGGGAAAGGACACGGGCGUUGAGUUCACCUUGCCUAGUACCGAAGGUGGAAAUGUCGCGGCCUUCUUUGGGCGCGCUGGUUCUUUUCUCCACGCGCUUGGUGUGUACACAGCCUAAUAAUCUCUUGAAGAUUACUACCGCUACGAGUGUCCUUCAUUCCCUCCAAGAACCUAAUUAUUAUUGUGUCACGCGACGCCUUCUUUACUGGCUUUCCAAAUGUUUCAACAGUAAGAAUACGGACACUAGUGAUUUCCUCAUCUAAUUGAGUACCUUGUUGUUUUAGUAUGCAA